ACAGCAGUCAAGCAACUAAAACGCUCCGCAUCCAGCGUGCCUUUCACCCGGGAUCUGACAGCAAAGCUCAAUGCAAAUGUGCUUAUAAGGAUCUUUUUCACUCGCUCUUGGAUUUUAUUAAAAUGGGACUAUUUGAUGCUCUUAGAGAUUUUAGUUUAUUAACAUGGCUAAGAGAAGAAAGACAGUCUCGGAGGCUGAUUCUGUUGAUCGUUUUCAUUGCUUUGCUGUUGGACAAUAUGCUGUUGACGGUGGUCGUGCCUAUUAUUCCAAGCUACCUGUACACAGUGGACGACGAGGCUGCUCAGUCAGUCCGAAAUCACUCCAUGUCCCCUCUGUCCCCAUCUGGCACCUUUCAGAGCAUUGUGUCUCUGUACGAUAACACAACACGCGUGACCGGCUUCAGCCCACAGAUGAGCACGGCUAGCCCAAUGUCCCCGGCCCUUACUUCUGUGACGCCCCCUCAAAAUAAGUCAGACUGUCCCAAAGCAGAUGACCAGCUUCUGAAUGAGAAUGUGAAAGUUGGUCUGUUGUUUGCCUCCAAAGCAACAGUACAGUUAAUUACUAACCCCUUCAUAGGGCCCCUAACCAACAGAAUAGGAUACCAGAUCCCGAUGUUUGCUGGUUUCUGCAUCAUGUUUUUGUCAACCCUAAUGUUUGCGUUUUCAUCGAGCUAUACGUUGCUGUUUUUGGCCAGAUCUCUACAAGGUGUCGGCUCUUCCUGUUCUUCUGUGGCGGGUAUGGGGAUGCUGGCAAGUGUUUACACAGAUGAUGAGGAAAGAGGAAAUGCUAUAGGAAUUGCCCUGGGAGGACUAGCCAUGGGAGUUUUGGUUGGCCCUCCGUUUGGCAGUGUCAUGUAUGAGUUUGUCGGUAAGACGGCUCCUUUCCUUAUCCUGGCAGUGCUGGCGGUGCUUGAUGGAGCUUUGCAGCUAUUUGUGCUUCAGCCUUCGAAGGUCGAACCAGAGACCCAAAAAGGAACUUCACUAAUUACCCUCAUGAAGGAUCCAUACAUCCUCAUCGCAGCAGGUUCCAUUUGUUUUGCUAACAUGGCCAUUGCUAUGCUGGAGCCAGCUCUGCCCAUCUGGAUGAUGGAGACUAUGUGUCCCAGGAAAUGGCAGCUAGGGGUUGCAUUCGUGCCAGCCAGCAUCUCAUAUCUAAUAGGGACCAACAUCUUUGCCGUUUUGGCUCACAAAAUGGGGAGAUGGCUGUGCUCGCUUAUAGGGAUGCUUCUGGUUGGAAUCAGCAUUCUCUGUGUGCCUUUUGCAAAAGACAUAUACGGACUCAUUGUGCCAAACUUUGGAGUUGGAUUUGCAAUAGGUAUGGUGGACUCCUCCAUGAUGCCUAUCAUGGGUUACCUAGUAGAUCUGAGGCACGUGUCUGUGUACGGUAGUGUGUACGCCAUUGCUGAUGUUGCCUUCUGCAUGGGCUUUGCAUUUGGUCCAUCAGCAGGCGGGGCGAUAGCGCGGAGCAUUGGCUUCCCCUGGCUCAUGACCAUCAUUGGUGUGGUAGACAUCCUGUUUGCUCCUCUCUGUUUCUUCCUGCGAAAUCCUCCUGCCAACGAGGAAAAGAUGGCCAUUCUGAUGGACUCUAACUGCUCAAUGAAGACCCGUUCUUACUCCACCCAGGGCUCCAGCUACCAAAUGGGUGACGAUUUUGAUCCCGAGAGCCCUGAAUAAGCCUCAUCAAAGCCCUCGACCAUGUAUGUCACCCAGAGUAUCUAUUUUGCUGUAUGAAAGAGGAAAGCAACAGACUUUAAAGAAAACCACAAUGCUAAUUGGUGAGAAUGUCCCAUAUCUGUCCCUCACUGUCCUGUGGUUGUGAUGGUCAUGUUCUUCUGAAGCAAACCAAAGUUGUUCUCGUUGCUGUUUGUUCUCAGUGUGGGAGAGGUGAAAUAUCUAACCAACAGCCUUAUCGAUAUGGAUAACAUUUGUGUGUGAUUCAAAAUGUGGGAAUUCAGUGAGGAUAAAAGGAAAACAUUAACUACAAUUUUCUUCAGCAUAACAAUAUUAAUUUUUUCUCAUUCGAAAGUCAGACAGGGUAGCUGAUCAGAUUAAUUCAGUAUGACUUAAUGGACAGAUAUGUACUGGAUAUUUAUUGUUUGUCUGUUGUGGUAGGAAAGUAUGGUCUUCAUAUAUGUAUCUAUCGGUCCUGUUAAAGUCUUUUCAUAGGCGUAAAUGUCAGUGUAUUCGAGUCAGAACUCACCUUGAAAUGGGCCUUAAAAUGUUGCUAUACGUACCAUAAUCAGUUCAAACUACAUCAUAUAUGAUAGAGAACAGCUUAAGAACAUUUUAGGUCAAUUAAAACUUGAAUUUUCACGUUUGGGAUCGAUUUCUUCAAAUCUGGUACAUUAUAUGAUUCCAUUGCUGUUGUUUUCAUUUAGGCUUUUUGAUUUUUGACAGCAUCAGAUAAUCAAGCAUAAGGUCAAUAAUUCCUCCUGUCACGUUCUGUUUAUGUGACUUGCGUGAUGUCCGCUAAAAAUGAUGUACUGUACUAUCAAAGAUGAGCCACAGCUAAAUUUUGAUUGCAUAUGGUGACAAACUGUUUCAGUUUAGUUAAAGUAAAUUAUUGCUGUAAAGCAUCCAGAUACUUUAGGUACUUUAGAUUAUAUUUUGCUUUUAAAGUGUAUAUAGUAUAUAUAUAUAUAUAUAUUUAUAUAUUUUAGUAAGUCCUUUGAAUGUGCUGGAAUGCUAAUACGUUCAUUUGUUAAAGAAUGCCUCAGUACUGCUCUUUCCCAUUUUUGACUUUUUCUUUUCCUCUGUUUUUUUUUGUUUCUAGCAAAUGUGUUCUUUUUAAGAACUGAACUGGCUGUGAAAUGAAACAUGGCCUUAAAUUGAGCUCCUUAAAUCUUAAAGCCAUAUUUGAAAUUACUGGGGUUUUAUCAAGACUAUAAAUAUUUAUUUAGGCAAUGAGCUUAAUUAUCAAGUCAGAGAUCUGUGCAGGUCUUUUUAUUUAUUUAUAUUAUUAUUAAAUAAAGAUGCAUUCUAUGCCUUAAAAUCAGACAACCUGCUGCAAACACCAUUUAAUGGCAAGUGUAGCUGUAAAUGUGUUUUUGAGAAACAGAAUUCAAGUCUUAUUGUACCAUGGACCGUAUUCUUCAUAUGCUAAAUGACAGCUUAAUCUAACAUUAAAAACAUGUACAAUUCCCAUCUUUUGUUUAUCAAGUAGGCAUUUUCAUAUUAGCUGAAAUAAUUGGUUUUGGAGUUAAAUGAUCUGGCUAGUACAGGUAAAGCAGUUUAGAAAUAAGUCUUCAAUAUAGCUUGAUUCUCCUUUAUUUUCUUGGCAUUGCUGUACUGAGGGAAACAUCCAUUUUAUUGCAGGAUACAUCCAGGAAAAUAAAGUCAUAGAUGUUUUCCUCUGGAGCUACAAUCAGUUUAACGCAACAAUUGCGACCAGAACUAGCCUUUGAGAAAAAUCUUGUUAGCUCAGCUUUAAGUAUCUGCACAACUGGAGGAUGUUUGUGUUGGAUGUGAGGAACGGUGCCCUGCUCCCAAUCUCCUAUCAUAACAACUGCAGUUGUGGACUGAACAAAUGCGCGCUAGUCAGCAGACAAAAUUCGCCAGUUUUUAAACGCAAACUGUAAUCAGAUUGGUAAAUGUGCUGCCAGUGUUGGAGUUGCAGCAGUGUCCUUUAACAUCUAUGUUGUUUUUUAACCCAUUUACCCAGUAAGGGUUAAGAGUAUUAUGACAUUUAUUUUCAAAUUGUUUUAUCAGAAAUUAGUGUAAUAUGUGCCAAUGUCAGUGUGUGCCUUCAGACUGGUAUGUCUUGUUUGUGUUUAAAAUAUAUCAACUAGGAGGUUGAGUUGAUGGUUUUAUAUCCAGUGUUUGGUCUGGUGGUUAGGUUUUACAUCAGCUUUAGAGCUCUGAAGGUAAUGUGUGUGUGACCGCAAUAGAAAAUAAAUGUUUAAAAAGACAUAAUGCUUGUUUCCCCCCAAUGAUCUUUAUCAUCUUGCAAACACAACAGACUUUACAUGAUUGAUAAUUCAUUUUAGUACUGGUAUGAAAAGAGAACCUGCUAGAAUGACAAUUCAAGACUGCAUUAUCCAAUCAAAUCAAACUUUAAUAUGUUCUAUUGAUUUAAAAAUGUGCUUUGCUUUACUCAAUUGGACUAAGGUUUAAGAGUGUUAUUUCCUGUUAUUGAUUCUGCAGCGUGGCAAUCUUGUUAACGGGUUCACCACUAACGAAAUGCCACCUGCUCCCAAUGUCUUAUUAAUGGCUAAUGUUAUGAACAUUUCGUUUUUGAUAAUCCUGAUAUCAGCUCGCAAGGUUUUCAGAAGUGACGGUCCAUCCAGUUUAACCCACUACACGUAAGGAGUCAUUCACACAUUAAACAUUCCACCGUGCUACCUUUCCAUUAAACACAGGAUUGAGAACGCAACUGGCUUCACGGCUAUCAAAUGUAGCGAAAAUGACCACUGGAGACUUAAAAAUGAAUUCUGUUGCAGUAUUCGUCUUGCUUCUAGAGUCAUUGUAAUAAGUGAUAUACCUAGCCUACAGCAGAGCAGUGAGAACGGGAAGGUGCAAAAAUUACAGAGGAACUUUUUUUCAUUUCUAAUAAUUUAUUUAUCUCAAGUGCAUAAGCAAAUAUGAUAUGUCAGUGCGUAAAGGUCUUGCAGCAAGUUUAAAAGCUGUGCACUUUGUCAGAAGAUGCCCUCCACCAUAAAUAAAACCCACAAAAGAACAAAAUCAUAUUUACAUGAAGCAAAAACAACACCAACAACAACAAAAAAAGAAAGGAUGAACCCACAUGUUGAGCACUCUGUAAGUUCAGGGAGAAAAACAGGGUUGAAAGUCACCUACAUUACUAGGCUUUUUACAAUAGCGCUUUAAACAUGACAUAGCUUCCAAUAAGAACAACAGCUUUCCCAGAAAAGCUUAACCACAGUUUGCCGAAGAAGAUGUGAUGUUUCGUACUUGUUUGUUACCUUUGUUUUUUUUUUCUUUUGUGAUAGAGAUAAUUGGAGAAAUAUUUUGAGAGCAUAUGAUCGUGGCGUUGUAUUUGAAAAGCACAGAAUUACAGCAGCAGCUACUAGACAAGAAGCCAGAAAAAAACUUGGAAAGCUUGCCAUUUAAAUGUUAUUCCUUCAAGUGAAUCAAAAGGGAAAAAAAUCCUUUCUGGUUUGAGUGGUAAUGAACUUCUUAUGCAAAUAUUGCACAAGCAAAAACUGACUUAAUUCUACACCAAGGUAUGUUGUCCCUGCAACGAGGGGGGUCCACUAAGAUCCUCUAUGGUGAUACACACUCAUUGGGCCGGGGUGAGGGGACCCAACCUUAAAAAUGAUGUCCCAUGUCCAUUGAAUAGAUUACAUAGCAGCAGAAAUGUUAACAAGGACAGCACGACUGUUAACACAGGUUGGUUGAACAAGGACAGGACUAGGACUUCAAUCCCGGAGAGCCACUGCAGAGUUUAGCUCCAACUUUAAUCAAACACACCUGAACAAGCUAAUCAAGGUCUAAGGGUCACUAGAAAGCUACAGGCAGGUCAGUUUAUAUCAAGGAUGGAGGACAUCUACACGGUGGCUCUUUGGGAUGAAGUUGGCCACCCUUGGGCUAGGAGUUUUGUCCUCGCCACCUAAAGGCUUUGUCGUUUGUUUUUACUAAAAAUCUUUGAUUCAGUAAUGCAUAUAGCCAGUUACAGUAGCUAUUGUGUAAACCACAUGAAGUAACAGCAAAAAAGAAUCUUACUCCAAGUCCAUUUAGAGUAAAUUAAAUAAAUGAAAACUAACCAGCAAUACACAGACAGAGGCCACAACAUACUCUCAGCUUUUGAGCCCAGCAGACAGGUUACAGACCGUUCAUGAACUUACACAGUAGCUUUGGGAAUUAAGGAAUACUGUAUGCAUUGACAAAAGAUAGUUUUAAUGACGUUUUACACUUUGAGAGGUGAUGUGUUGAGAGGUGAACGGAAUAAUGAAUGUAAAGUGAGUCAUUUGGGAGAUACAUUCAUUAGUUACAACAUGUAAAAUGAACUUUCAAUGGCAACAAAUCAUGCCCAAGCACACGAAUGUGAGACAUACUGAAAAUUUGCUUGCAUGAUGAUAAAAUUAAACAUUCCAAACCAAAAAGGAGCAGGCUGACACAAACAUAACCAUUCACCAGAACCAACUGAUGGUGGAUAAAAAGUAUCCAAAUUGGUUUGAGAAUAAUCGCCACCAUUUUAGAACUCAUAAAAGCUCAAAGCAAAUUAAUUGUGAGAUUAUGUAAUGAGAUAAGUGACAAUUAUUGGAAAUAUAUUAUGAAACAUACAUAUGCAAUAUAAAUAUCCCUCCCUCAAAAAAAGAAAAAGAAGAAAAGCCACAAUGGCUUUGUGACAAAUAUAAAUUAGACAAAGAAUGGUCCCCAGUAUUAUAAUAACAUCAAGAUUAUCUGUCCCCUCUCAAUUCAACAUUAAAUAUUCUAAAAAUAACAAAAUUAACAAAAGAAUGAAGAAAUUUAAAAGAAAUUUAAAGAAAUUCUUUAAAAUGAGUAACAACUGUAAAGUAACAUGAGAAAAGGUGCUUUUCAUAGAGGAAAACAUUGGUUAGGAAUGGCAUCAUUUUCUAUGGACUGCUGUUCAGGAUAUAAUCCUACAUUUUGUAGUGGAUAUAGUGUAAGGCAGAGGGGCUUGAAGCUCAAAACACAACGAACAGGGUGCAUUUCCAACCAUGAAUAUCACUAACAGCACACAUGUACAUAAUUCAGUCUCUACCAAUACAAGUUAAAAUAAAAAUACAUAUCCAAGCUCGCACUAACUCUCCAUUUUGAAGCUUGUUAUGCUUAAAACAAUUGACUGCACCUUUCAGGUAAGGCAGGUAAAACUUGGUUUGAUCAUGGGAACUCAUAUUCUGUGCAUUUUAUAUAAUACUGCUGAAAGUCUACAGAUGGUUCUGUCCUCUAAAACAGUAACUAAGGACUAAAGAUGGGGGAAAAUAUUUAUUAAAAAAAUUUAAAUGUAAAAAAAAAAAAAAAUAA
Molecule: messenger RNA, 6944 nt
Organism: Onychostoma macrolepis
Lineage: Eukaryota; Metazoa; Chordata; Actinopteri; Cypriniformes; Cyprinidae
Gene: slc18a2
Product: solute carrier family 18 member 2
Exons: 16
Coding region: 123-1673 (516 amino acids)
Biological process (GO): transmembrane transport; xenobiotic transport; aminergic neurotransmitter loading into synaptic vesicle
Cellular component (GO): terminal bouton; synaptic vesicle membrane
Molecular function (GO): xenobiotic transmembrane transporter activity; serotonin:sodium:chloride symporter activity
Source: RefSeq, a predicted model, not a curated record